This is a messenger RNA of Lichtheimia ornata, 963 nucleotides long. RefSeq lists its product as uncharacterized. The transcript is spliced from 6 exons. Bases 1 to 963 code for a protein of 320 amino acids. NCBI's taxonomy places the organism in Eukaryota, Fungi, Mucoromycota, Mucoromycetes, Mucorales, Lichtheimiaceae. The record is from RefSeq and is a predicted model, not a curated record.
AUGACAGACUUGUGGAUGGUCAUCUUUGGCGGUGACGGGGGCCGCAUAUCAGCCAACUUUACAUGGUGGAAUGUAGGUGUCGCCUCCACAUUUAUCUUGGUGAAUGUGGUUAUUUCGGUCAUGAUGCAAUUAAAAUUGGAGAUCCCACUCAUUAUCAGCUCCGUACGCUGUAUACUUCAGCUCAGCGUCAUGGGCUUGAUUCUUCAAGACGUCUUUGAAGCCAAAAGCCCAUACUAUGUUGCAUUUUUAACGGCUGUGCUUAUACUUCUCAGCACGUAUGAAACUGUUUAUGACAAGGCUGAUCAAGCUUGGAGUGGGAUGUUUAUGUCCGUGCUUGUCAACACGGCAUUCUCGACCUUAUUUAUCGGGAUCGUUGGCACACGCUAUGCCAUGAGAGAGCAAAACUUUUGGUUACCUGAAGUCUUUAUUCCAUCCAUUGGCCUAUUACUAGGCAUCACUGCAAGCUCUAUGGCUGUUAGCUUGAAUGCGUGUUUAUCGGAGCUCACUUCAAACCAAAGCCGGAUUGAAACAUACCUUUCCUUUGGUGCCACACGUUUUGAAGCUUCAAGAUCCAUUGCCAUUGAUGCUGUGCGGCUUGCUAUGCUUCCUACCAUCAACCGCAUGUCCAUUGUCGGCUUAAUCACUAUCCCAGGAACCAUGACAGGUCAAAUUUUAGGAGGAGCACCGAUUUGGAAUGCGGUGCGAUACCAAGAAAUCAUUUCUUUUAUGAUCACUGCUAGUUCAGGCAUUGCCGUUUUGGGUGUGGUGGCGUCAUGCUUGCACGCCGUGAUUGAUACCAAACAUCGAUUACGUACAGAGCGUGUAAAGGAAGUUCAAAUCCCCAUCCUACAUGGAUUGAAAAAGUGGUCAGAGAGGAAAUUUAAUCAUACCAAAGAGAAACUCGCUGACAUGCGAUCAAGGUCGACAUCAGAUGAAAGACGUCCCCUUCUCUCAUCCAAUUAA